AUGCCUAGCCAACCGCCCCUCCCACCCCUCCUCACUCCCUACGUAUCGUCUCUGCCGCCAUCCUCCCUCACAGUCCUAUCUUCAGUCCUUGGCGCAACAGGGAAUUGGCUAGUCCUACGAUUUCUAUAUGCUGCCUUGAGUUCGUCUUCGACUCCAGACGCUGUUGCAGGCUUCAGCGACACCAACAAUGGGAAAAAGAGGAAGGUCGUGCUCGUGAGUUUUCUGCGGGGUUGGGAAUUUUGGAGGUCCGAGGCCAAAAGAUUGGGCCUCGAUCUUGCCCGCCUCACAGACAAACGCCAAUUCGCUUUUGUUGACGGACUCUCCGAACUUUUCGCCGCCCCCUCCGCUACUUCGACUCAGACACCAACAAUCCAACCGUCACCGCGAGGAACAGUGCCUCCCCAGACAGUUCUGCCCCUCAGGUCGCAACCCGGACCCGUUCCCGCGCGAGGACCGCAACCCGCUGCUCGGCCAGUCGCUGCCCCUCCGAACCCGCCAACAUCGAGAGAAGUCGGGCCAGUCAAGCGGCUUCACCUAUCGGGAAAUGGAAAUGCGGCUUUGGAUGUGCUCGAGAGAGACAUUGCGGCGGUGAUUAACGAUCUGAAAUCAUCAACAUCCGGAGAUGAACAGGAAGAGCCCGAGGUUUUAUUGAUUAUCGAUCAGCCAGAUCUGCUACUCGCCGCUACGGGUCCGAGCAGGGACAUAGGCGCUACAGAGAUGGGAGAUUGGGUGAUGGGUCUACAACAGUACGCUCACGCAACGAUUAUGACGGUGUCCUCUGACUCUCCGUUGAUCCACAAUGCUUCCGCAUCUGCGCACCAGGGAGCAACUCCGCUGGAGACUGAGCAUGCCGCUUUUGCUAUCGGAUCGGCUCAUCGGGCGCACAUGGUUAUGCAGCUCCGAAACCUUGAAACGGGUGCCGCAAGGGAUGUCAGCGGUGUGCUCAGGGUCAGCAAAGGUGGCGCGUGGGGGCAAAAUGACAGCACCAAGGCUAAUACUCAUUGGGAAGAGAAGGAAGUCCUAUAUUUCGUUCAAAGGGACGGUGGUGUUAGCGUCUUUGGGCGAGGAGAAUAG
Molecule: messenger RNA, 1074 nt
Organism: Aspergillus luchuensis
Lineage: Eukaryota; Fungi; Ascomycota; Eurotiomycetes; Eurotiales; Aspergillaceae
Exons: 3
Coding region: 1-1074 (357 amino acids)
Biological process (GO): tRNA wobble uridine modification
Cellular component (GO): elongator holoenzyme complex
Source: RefSeq, a predicted model, not a curated record